Mangifera indica (mango) is the source of this 1062-nucleotide messenger RNA. RefSeq names its product 1-aminocyclopropane-1-carboxylate synthase 1-like. Gene Ontology annotation, biological process: regulation of transcription by RNA polymerase II. The transcript has 4 exons. Lineage: Eukaryota; Viridiplantae; Streptophyta; Magnoliopsida; Sapindales; Anacardiaceae. Gene Ontology annotation, molecular function: double-stranded DNA binding; transcription coregulator activity. Bases 357 to 689 code for a protein of 110 amino acids. Gene Ontology annotation, cellular component: nucleus. The record is from RefSeq and is a predicted model, not a curated record.
UACACACCAGCUGUCCACUUUGGACGGCUCUCACCAAACAAUUUCAAUAUCAGUCUCUUCUGUGUUGUUUGGGAACUCCCUUCGUCUCCCAAAAUUACAGACAACACAAAUGAACUCACUCUUUCGCUUCCUUCCUCCUACAAAAUUUGGUUUUUCAAUUUAAUUACUCGCUAUUUCUUUCAAUAAUUGCUGCGUUUCAAUGCCUGCUAAGUUCAUAGCCAAAUCGUGCCUGGAUAACCCUAGACACUUGCAAACAGCUCCUACCCGCCAGCCGUUUUGGCGUAUUUCUCAGUUUUUGUUUUCUUUACUAGCUCUGACUCGCUUGUAGUUAUAGAAUUCCAUCGUUUGAGCCUCCGAUGGCGCCCAGUCGGAGAAAAGGUGCUAGCAAAGCCGCCGCCGCCGCUCGCCGUCAAUGGAAGGUGGGCGAUCUUGUCCUCGCGAAAGUUAAAGGCUUCCCUGCUUGGCCUGCCACGGUAAGUGAGCCAGAGAAGUGGGGCUAUUCAGCUGAUUGGAAGAAUGUACUGGUGUACUUCUUUGGAACCCAACAAAUAUGGCUACUAAUGACCGCCAUGGGGAAAAUUCUCCUUACUUCGAUGGGUGGAAGGCAUUUGAAAGGAAUCCUUUUCACGUUACCCAGAGUCCUGAAGGAGUUAUCCAAAUGGGUCUUGCAGAGAAUCAGCUUUGCUUAGAUUUGAUCGAAGACUGGAUUCGCAAAAAUCCCUAUGCCUCCAUUUGUACUGCUGAAGGAGUUGAUGAGUUCAAGGAGAUUGCAAACUUUCAAUUGAAGAGACCAAUUACUUGAAGGCAACAGUUGAAUUUUGACAUCCUGCUAUGGAAGAAACCUGUAAACUAUUGUGGAAAAUCUAAGUUUAUGACUGUAGAAUUUUUCUAAGAUACCAGCUGUAUACUGUUUGAAUACUUGACAUUACGUACCCUCAGAGAAAAGUUCUAUACGUUUUAAUUGGGCUAGAGUUAUGUGUCAAUGGUAGCUUAUAGUCAAUCUAAUCAAAGUAUUUGUAAAGUUGACCUUAAUUUAUGGAAUCAAACCAAAGUUUUGAUUUA